AUGACCGCCGGAGCACCCAGUCAGUACAAGCUCGCACGACGAUCCGCUCGAUCCCUACUGACGUUCUUCCACCCUGGUGGCCACUGCCCACAGUCGUCGUUAGCAAGGUCUACAAGGUGCGUUGAGAGCCGUCGAAGCAUCCCCGGGCCGGCCGUUUUUCGAUUUUGCUCGCACGCCCUGCCGCUGGCGGGCCCGUCGGCGCUGGGUGGGCCCGCCCGAUUUCGCGUGCUGGGGCCAAAGCAGCGGCGGGCGGCGACAAACACCGUCGAGCGUGUCCAGAUGUGUGGCAGCAGCUGACUUGACUUGUUUCUUUUCCAUCCUUGCUUCUUUCACCCUUCUUUCACCGCUCUUGGGCUGCACCUCGUCUCUCCGCUGUAUCGACGCGCUGGUCUCGCUCGUGCCCACCCACCACGCCCACGCCCACGCCCACGCCCGCCGUCGCACCCGCUCGCACCCACCGUACUCGCACUCGACCCGACUGCUCCACCGUCCAUCUGCCACCGUCCACGCGAACUGCGCAUACAAACCAAUCCCGACCAACUUGACCUCCCAUCAGGUCCCCCGUCGCCCCUUCGAGUCUGCCCGCCUCGAUGCCGAGCUCAAGCUCGCGGGUGAAUACGGUCUGCGCAACAAGCGCGAGAUCUGGCGAAUCUCGUUGAUCCUGUCCAAGAUCCGUCGUGCUGCCCGUGAGCUGCUCAAGCUCGACGAGAAGGACCCCAAGCGUCUCUUCGAAGGUACGUCGGGGCGCAGUGGUCGAAUGUGGCAAGAUGGUCGCCGCGGCCUCCUACUCUCUGACACGCUGCUUCAUGUCUUCUUGCUCGUCGACAGGUAACGCCCUCAUCCGUCGAUUGGUGCGAGUCGGUGUUUUGGACGAGACCCGCCUCCGUCUCGAUUACGUCUUGGCGUUGAAGGUCGAGGACUUCCUCGAACGACGACUGCAGACCCAGGUCUUCAAAUCCGGAUUGGCCAAGUCGAUCCACCACGCCCGUGUCCUCAUCCGCCAACGCCACAUCCGGUACAUUUCGACAAUCUAGACUGGCUACUUGAACCGUUUCUCAGCAGAGGGAUUGACUCUCGAGCUCUUAUUUCCCACAGCGUCGGCAAGCAAAUCGUCAACGUGCCCUCGUUCGUGGUCCGCCUCGACUCGCAAAAGCACAUCGACUUCUCCCUCACCUCCCCGUACGGUGGUGGACGUGAUGGCCGAGUCAAGAGGAAACGCGCCAAGGCCGCCGCUGCCGGUUCCGGUGAGGCCGAGGAGGAGGAGGAUGAUGAGGUACGUUCUGGGUUUUCGAUAGGCCUUAGGGCCCCAGGCCGAGAGAGGGAGCAGAUCGCUGACCUUCUGGUCCGUUUUACCGUACAGUAA
Molecule: messenger RNA, 1363 nt
Organism: Microbotryum saponariae
Lineage: Eukaryota; Fungi; Basidiomycota; Microbotryomycetes; Microbotryales; Microbotryaceae
Source: the annotation of a GenBank genome assembly